Messenger RNA from Orbilia oligospora ATCC 24927, 2685 nucleotides. RefSeq lists its product as uncharacterized. NCBI's taxonomy places the organism in Eukaryota, Fungi, Ascomycota, Orbiliomycetes, Orbiliales, Orbiliaceae. The record is from RefSeq and is a predicted model, not a curated record. The transcript has 2 exons. Bases 1 to 2685 code for a protein of 894 amino acids.
AUGCCGUACCCGCCCAAUUACUUUACGAGGGCCACUGAAGAGGCCCAUAGAGAAUACUACGAGCUCCAAGACCUCUGCCCACCUCCCCCAUCACCAGCUGAACUUCGCCGACAACGUCGACGACAAGCAUACCUUGCCCGCUUCCCUCCAUCACCACCACCAUCACCAGAGCUACAGCGACCACCGCCCAUUGCACACUUAGACCCACGCACGCCUAGGCUGCAACAACAACCCGCCGUCGAACUUGGACAGCGAUUCGACUACCUCGCCUCGAUCCAUAGGGAGGCUAGGGCCAUUAUCAAGGACUUAAACUCGUCCUUGGAAAGGGAGAGUGCCCAUCCCGACGCCACUUGUAAAAGCGUCGAGGAGCUUCAGAGGGACCAGGCCAACCGGGUGGCCCUUGUGCCCCAUCCCCUCUUCUUCGGGUCAAAGACCCUUAUCCUUCAUCCAACCCACUCCACCAGCUCCACUCUUGAAACCAUUUCCGCCACAAUGGACGAGGAAAACGGCAUCCACCAGUUCCCAGGCGAGGACUCCGCCUUGGUGUUCACUACCCCAGCCUUUCUCAAGGCCUCAUCGGAAGACUUUUUUAUGCACGAGUCUCCGAACCCUUACGAAGAAACUCCCAUCCGGCCUCGACGAUCCAAGAGAUCCACCGGAGGGAAGACUAAGCCACGAGGCCUAGCGACCCCUCACUACACCGCAGCUACCGACUUCAGAUCCCAAACGGAAGGCACCCUUUUCGAGGGAAUGUCACCAUUCAAACAAGCUGAUUUUGAUAUGGCCGAAUACCUCAAUCUUUCGCCGGAGAAGCAGAUAACUCGCACUCCUGCUCCCAGACUAGCGAAAUCGCGUCUUAACCAGCUAAUGGAAACAGCAAAACCCGCCUCCCUAGGUGAUUUCGCCUUCACCACUCCAGCUCCUAACAUGAAUUGGGGUGGCAACGAGGAGAAUGAAAGUCCUAUUGAGGAUAUGGGCAUGCGAACCGUCACCAAAGCUAUCGAUCCUAGGGUCCUGGAACUAGACGAGACUGAUGAUGAUGAGAUCGUACCCCUUUCUAAUGUAAAGGCCCGUACCAAACCCUUUUCUCAGCGGCUCAGCGACAGGUCUUCCAAGAGAAGACGUAGCAAUGGUAUCACUACACCCAGUGAGCGCCUUCCACUACAGGAUUUGGAUGCAUCCGCUCAAAAUACGGUUCAGGCUGAAGUGCCUCUUGUAACACCUCAGAAGGAAGUUUUCGACAAGUCUGAGAAGUCCGAGAAGUCUACGCCAGCACCUUCUAGUCCUUGCAGUGACUCUGAAGACCUUCAGACACCCAAAGCAAUUCCUCCAACGACUAGUGUGAACACCACUCCACGUAUUCCUUCGACUGAUUCCGUUGAUAAGAAAGCGAGCCCCAGUCGUCUGCCGAUUUCAACCCGUCGAACACGAGCCCUCAGCGACCCUCCAUCACUUCCAUCUCAUCUUGACAAAACAAACAACCAAGGGGACGAAAGCAUGAAGACCUUCACCUUUUUACCAAAUCGUACUUGGCAUCUGGAGAUCUCCGUUCAGAACAGUCUUAAUUCCAAGCCAGUUCAAGUUGUUCCCGAAACCCCUGUUACUCCAAAGGCUAAACCAGUUGAAGUUCUAUCCGAACAAGACAAGGAAAUGAUGGAAUCACCUCGUUAUCAGGGUCUUCCCAAGUCACCUAUGCAGCUCAGGAAACUUGUGAUCCACACCCAGGAAAUCUUGGAGGCUGAGAGAAGAGCUAGAAUUGAGGCCGAGAAGACGAUCGAGUAUAUGAAUCAGGAGAGGCAGUUCCUCAUGCUGCAGCUGGACAAUGCCAAAAAACGUGCCAGAAGCAGAACAAACAGCCCUCGCACUAAGGGAACGAGGCAAGAUGCUGUAUCUGCUACACCGGCACCGGCUGCGGCUCAGGCAUCAUCAUUAUCCAGAGCUACGACUACUCCGGCUCGAUUUACGGACGACCCUCGAAGUGAAGGAUACGCCACUGACGAUGUUACAAUAGAACGACGACAAAAUCCAGCCUUGGCAGCUGCCCUCGCCCGCCAUCAAGAGGACGUCAUUGCCAAUCGCUUGACACCCAACGAGGCGGGAAGGAGACGCAGAGAAGUCAUUCGAGAGGCUGAGAAUUCUAAAAACAUGUCCGUUGAUGAGAAAGUUGAUUGGAACUAUCGUGAAGAACGAAGGGUCUGGGAGGAUAAGUUUGCCCAUGCGCAGACUUACAGAAAACCAACUGAAGCCGAACUUGAGAUCGCAGCUGCAUAUGCUAGGGACGAUGCGAAAGGCGAAAUCGAAGAGAGACGCCGAGCUAGGCAGCAACAACGGGACCGAGGAGAGGAGAGUCGACCUACCCCUGCAGCCCGUCCACCAUCAAGAACAAAUUCCACCCGUACUCAGACCAGUACCAGCACUCAAUCAUCAAGGCCGCAAUCCAUCUAUACCCGCCCUGGUUCGAGCCUUAGUUCCCGCCGAGACCCUGCUUCUCAGACUCGCCCAGGAUCUAGCCUUCAGGCUAGGCCGCCAUCCAGUCUUCAAACCCGUUCUGGCGCCUCGCGCCCACAAUCCACAGUCCAACCACGCACCCAACCAGCUCGUCCGCAGUCUCGUGUUCAGUCGACACGCCCUGAGUCUCGUCAAGAAGGUCCAUUACGUCAGAAGCCCGUUCGCGGGAACAGAUGA